UCGUUGUUUGUUUACAACCGGAGAACUUCCUGCCUGUUAGGAUCUUUGUCCGUCGGAAGCUAACUGGUCUGAGUCAAGCUCACAAGAUGGGAUGUGAUGGUGGAACGAUUCCCAAAAGACACGAGUUGGUCAAAGGCCCCAAAAAAGUCGAGAAGGUUGAUAAAAAUGCAGAAUUGGCUGCUAAGUGGAAAUACUGUGCCUUGAGCCAGGAAAAACUCAGACGUCCCAUCGUUUCCUGUGAGCUGGGAAGGCUGUAUAACAAAGAUGCUAUCAUUGAAUACCUUCUGGAUAAGUCUGCUGAGAGACCCAAUGCUGAGGCUGUAACACAUAUUCGUGGGAUCAAGGAUAUAAAGGAACUGAACCUGACUGAUAAUCCUGAAUGGGAGGGAGAGAGAAGAAAUGCUAAAGGAGACAGAUAUGAGGACAUUCACUGUGGCAUGUUCAUUUGCCCUGUUGUUGGGUUGGAGAUGAAUGGCAAACACAGGUUCUGUUACCUGCAGACCUGUGGCUGUGUCUUCUCUGACAGAGCCCUGAAGGAGGUCAAGACAGAAAUAUGCCACAAGUGUGGGGAUCCGUUUAAAAAUGAUGAUAUAGUUGUGCUCAACGGAACUAAAGAGGAAGUGGAGAAACUGAUGGACGGGAUGGUUGAGAAGCGGGCCAAGGCCAAAAAUAAGAAAACAAAGAAGAGCAAAGCAGCUGAAGCUGUGUCCACCCCAUCAGAAUCAAAAGAAGACACAGAGUCUCCACCAGUGGACGUUGCAGGAACGAGCUCACUACAAAAUGGUGGUGAGAGCAGCCAGUCAGCUGUGGCUGGACCCUCUGGAUCCUCCAGCUCCUCUAAAGGCACCAAGUCUUCAACAGUUUCUGCCACCAAGAGGUCGAUUCAGAACAUGGAGGAAAAGUCUGAGGCUUUCAAAUCCCUGUUUACCACCCACAGCUCUGCCAAGCGCACUAAAGAGCAGACAUCCAACUGGGUCACCCACACCCCUUAUCACUUCUAGUUACAGUUGCUCAGAAGAAAAACCACCAUUUUAAGACCACCUUAGAAAUUGCAACCCAUUAAAAGACACAUUACUUGUAAAUCAAAUUUCGCACACACAGUAACCCACACGGCCCCUGAUAAUGUCACCAACGUGUGGACUCAUUCCCAGUUUGUCUCUUCAGUCCCCAGUAGCUUAGUGUUUACACGCUGUGAACAUUUUGUUAACAGCUCCCCAAGCUGUUCAUACUGUUUGUUUUGUAGCCUAAUUCCUCCCCCAUGUAUUCACCCACACCUCUGCAUUCUCACUCACAGGUGCUUUGAGAAUUAAUGCAAGAGUGACUUUAUUAUCUCUGUCACUCUGCUGUCUCCUAGUGGACAGAGUGCAGCUUUUUAAUGGGAUCUCAACAUGGCAUAUGGCCUGUGAAUGAACACUUAUGAUAGAUUUUCUUUCCUUCUAAGAUCUAUUAGUAUGCGUUUGGCCAUCAUUUCUUUUUUCUUUAAAAAAAAAAAAAAAAAAAAAGGUUUGCAGCUCAUGUUUGUUAAUUCGUCUUGAUCCUUUUAUUUUCCCUGGAAAGUGGUGGAAAAAAAUGAGGUUAGCAAAGAGUCAUCUGGUCUGUUUCUGAUGUGAACAGAUAAAAGCUUACACACAUAAAAAGACAAACAUUAGCAGCUUUAUUGUGACAAGAAAAUACACACUUUUCUCAAUGUUUUCUUCAGUCUUGAGCAAAAGUAUCAGAGUAUUUUCUUUUUUGUUUCUCAAGGCCUUUGUGGAUGAUUUCUGAUGUGAGAAGUAGCACAGUUUGUCACACUGCUCUCCAGUUAUGCUCAUAUUGAAAAUAAACACACUCUUCUUAAGAUAGUGUUUUCAAAGGGGAUUAAAAACAUUCUGCAUUAUCCUGUUUGCAAUUCAGUCGUUCAUUAUUGUAUUCUUUUUGCAUGUCACGUGCAGCUGUCAUGACAAGUGUCACUUCAUUUGAAUUAAGCUGUUUCUUUUAUGUUAUUUUCUCACUCUGUAUUGUGCAAAUUAUAUUCCAAGCUAAAUGCACAAAUUGCCUCUAUUUUGUCUCUCAUCUGUAGUAUUUUCAUCGGUAACACAAUGCCUCCAAGUGCUAAAAAAAACAGUAAUUACCUGAGAUGACGGAAACAACAUCAACUCCCUGUUGUGCCCUUCAAGGGAAAAUUCACACCGUAAACAAACUAUAAAAAGCUCCUGUUGUAUAGCAUACAUGUGUUUUCGGAAGGUGUGAAUCUGUUGUGAGGUUCUGUGUGAUUGGAAAUGUUCAGAUAUUUUACUUAAAUAAAAGAUUCAAUAGAACACAAAACAA
This is a messenger RNA of Amphiprion ocellaris (clown anemonefish), 2307 nucleotides long. It is a transcript of the gene rtf2, whose product is annotated as replication termination factor 2. The transcript is spliced from 9 exons. The coding region runs from base 87 to 1001 and encodes 304 amino acids. Lineage: Eukaryota; Metazoa; Chordata; Actinopteri; Pomacentridae. Gene Ontology annotation, cellular component: nucleus. Gene Ontology annotation, biological process: site-specific DNA replication termination at RTS1 barrier; mitotic DNA replication termination. The record is from RefSeq and is a predicted model, not a curated record.